GCCAAAUAGGAAAUGCUCACAUGCGAAAUCACAAAAAUUGAUAGCUCAUUCAAUGUAGUACAUAGAAUAGUCUCCUAAUACAUUUCAUGUUGUAUGUCGAAGUUGUCAACUUUGCUUCUGCUUCCAACAAUGCAUACGAUUUCACUCAUUAAAACUCGGAAACAAACAGAGCAAUUUGACGUUUCAUCUCUGUAGAGUUUAUUUGAGGAAUAUCUAUGACGAGGGAUCACGCCCUCAACUAUUGGAUCAAGCGCUUGGACAUGGCAUGUUCUCAAUCUAAUGGUCGAGGGUGCAAAAUCAUGGCUUUGUUAUCGUAGUCUUAUCAAGCUUUUUGAGAAAUGGCUACCUUCUCUUCAAUUAAUGCCUGUAAUGUUGUCAGUCCGACAAAACAUAGUUUACGUUUGAGGAGAGAUUGUUAUCCAUUAAUUCUUGAUCGUCCGGGAUUCACAAUGUUGGAAAGGAAAGUGAAAAAGAAACGGUACACUUUAGUUAGAGUUGUCAAUGCAAAUCAAGAUAUUGACUUCACUGAUCCAGGAUGGAAAAAAAAAUUUCAAGAGGAUUUUGACUCGAGGUUUAAUUUGCCUCAUCUGAAGGAUGUAGUCAACAUAGAGCCACGGCCAACAACAUUUUCUUUAAAAUACAGAGGUUCACAAGUAGUUGAUGGUACUGAUAUCCUUGAGGAUCGGAAGCAUGGCUAUGUAAAUGAGGAUGACAGAGCACUUUUAAAGGUCAUCAAAUAUUCGUCACCAACUUCUGCUGGAGCCGAGUGCAUUGAUCCCGAUUGCAGUUGGGUGGAGCAGUGGGUACAUCGUGCUGGGCCACGUAAGCAAAUAUACUUUGAUCCUGGGGAAGUAAAAGCUGGAAUCAUUACUUGUGGAGGUCUCUGUCCUGGUCUUAAUGAUGUCAUUAGACAGAUUGUUUUCACUCUUGAACUCUAUGGGGUUAAGAAGAUUCUUGGGAUCCAGUAUGGUUACCGGGGAUUUUUUGAUGAAAUACCUGAGAUUGAGCUUUCACGACAAAUGGUUCAAAACAUUAAUCUUGCUGGUGGAAGUUUUCUUGGAGUUUCUCGUGGAGGUGCUAGUACCAGUGACAUUGUAGAUAGCAUAGAGGCCAAGGGAAUUGAUAUGCUUUUCGUACUUGGUGGCGAUGGCACUCAUGCUGGAGCAUAUGCGAUACACAAUGAGUGCCGCAGGAGGAAGAUGAAAGUUUCUGUUGUGUGUGUCCCUAAAACUAUUGACAACGAUAUUCUUUUGAUGGAUAAAACCUUUGGAUUUGAUACUGCUGUUGAAGAAGCUCAACGGGCAAUAAGUUCUGCAUAUAUUGAGGCACGCAGUGCAUAUCAUGGCAUUGGUAUUGUCAAAUUGAUGGGAAGAAGCAGCGGUUUCAUAGCGAUGCAUGCUUCACUAGCUAGUGGUCAGACUGAUGUUUGUUUGAUUCCUGAGGUACCCUUUAACUUAGAUGGUCCUUAUGGUGUCUUAAGGCAUUUAAAGUAUCUCAUAGAGACCAAAGGAUCAGCCGUGAUAUGUGUGGCUGAAGGAGCUGGUCAAGAUUUGCUAGAAAAGUCGAAUUUAACAAAUGCAUCUGGAAAUGCAGUGCUUAAAGAUAUUGGUGUCCAUAUCCAACAGCAGAUCAAAAAACAUUUUAAGGAGUUAGGUAUUCACGCUGAUGUUAAAUACAUCGAUCCCACUUACAUGGUUCGCGCAAUCCGUGCAAAUGCCUCAGAUGCUAUACUCUGCACUGUCCUUGGACAGAAUGCUGUCCAUGGUGCUUUUGCUGGAUAUAGUGGCAUUACUGUUGGAAUAUGCAACACUCACUAUGUCUACUUACCAAUUCCUGAAGUGAUUUCCUCUCCCAGAUAUGUGGACCCGAAUAGUCGAAUGUGGCACCGAUGCCUGACCUCCACUGGGCAGCCUGAUUUCUGCUGAAUUUUUUUCACAUUUUAUCAGUCAAUUUUCAAGUGCAUAGAAGCAAUAUCAAAUGAAGCCUAGUUUGCCUAUUGACCAUUUUGUUUAGUUUGUGCACAUCAAAGGAAUAACAUUUCUUUGCUGUUUUAGAGGCAAAGAUGAUUCACAGCACUGGGCUUCAGUUUUAUAUCAUGUUAAUAUAUAACUUGUUCAUACAACACGAGAGAGAGUAAUAUUAUUUGGUAAAA
This is a messenger RNA of Cornus florida, 2152 nucleotides long. RefSeq names its product ATP-dependent 6-phosphofructokinase 5, chloroplastic-like. Gene Ontology annotation, molecular function: ATP binding; 6-phosphofructokinase activity. NCBI's taxonomy places the organism in Eukaryota, Viridiplantae, Streptophyta, Magnoliopsida, Cornales, Cornaceae. Gene Ontology annotation, cellular component: cytoplasm. Gene Ontology annotation, biological process: glycolytic process; fructose 6-phosphate metabolic process. The transcript is spliced from 15 exons. Bases 339 to 1925 code for a protein of 528 amino acids. The record is from RefSeq and is a predicted model, not a curated record.